AUGUGCUUGGAGUUCAGCUCGUGCUUCGGCGGCCGCAGGCGGGACGACUACGGCGGCCGCGCCCGCAGCAGAGGGGGCGGCUACUGGUCAGCGCCGGUGCCGGCACCGGUGUACCAACAGGAACAGCCGCCCGCCGUCGCCCACGAGGCCUACCACGAAGGCGCGCCGAAAGCCGACCACACCGACGCUGCCGGCAGCCACGCCGCCUACUUGCAAGACAAGGCUGGCAGCGAGACGCCGCCGAGGCACCCCGCAUGGCACAACAAGGUCGCCGACGACGCCUACACGCCGCGCCCCCACGAAGCUGCUGCCCCAGAUCACAGUCACAGGGACAACGCCCUUAUGGAUUACUACCACCACCACCACCCUCGUCAGGUACUAGCUACUAGUCGUUAG
This is a messenger RNA of Triticum turgidum subsp. durum (durum wheat), 396 nucleotides long. Lineage: Eukaryota; Viridiplantae; Streptophyta; Magnoliopsida; Poales; Poaceae. The record is from the annotation of a GenBank genome assembly.